Molecule: messenger RNA, 1509 nt
Organism: Penicillium coprophilum
Lineage: Eukaryota; Fungi; Ascomycota; Eurotiomycetes; Eurotiales; Aspergillaceae
Product: putative C2H2 finger domain protein
Exons: 3
Coding region: 1-1509 (502 amino acids)
Biological process (GO): regulation of transcription by RNA polymerase II
Molecular function (GO): DNA-binding transcription factor activity; RNA polymerase II cis-regulatory region sequence-specific DNA binding
Source: RefSeq, a predicted model, not a curated record
AUGGCAGAAGAACUGGAGGAGGUACCUUGUACCUUCCAGAGCUGCAGAAUGAGCUUCAAGUCCGUCAGCGAGAUGCAACACCACAAGGUCAAUGCGGACAGACAUUCUUACUGCAUGAAAUGUGACCUCGACUUCCAGUCUCAGCAGACCCUCCAUCUGCACAAAAUUAUGAGCGAUCGUCACUUUGCUUGCCCUGAAUGCUGUCUCGAGCUCCGCAGUGAGGCUGGUCUAGAGGUUCAUAUGAGAAACAAUCACCACGAAGGUCGUGAAGUCGCUUGCAUGGGCUGUGGUUGCAAGUACAAAUCCGCUUCUGCAGUUAUCAAACAUAUCGAAGACAAGGAAUGCCCGGUUCUUUCUCUGCCAGACAAAGCCCGCGAGGGCGGCAGCUGUGACCUUCAUGGCACAGCAAGCGUUCUGACCAUUGGCAGAGAUUCUCCUGGACCACAGUCUUCACCCUCUGAGACUUCCAGCGAUGACCACGAUACGGACGGCGGUGUUCUGUUGGAUAUCUCUACACCUCGUAUGGAAGGAAAACGCCCUGUCCGCGAUAGCAGUGAUGCUACCAUUCCUCAUAAUGACUGGCCAGAGUUGGGUGCUUCAAUGACCCCAGUCAAGGAAAAAGCAGCAAGCACCACCACUGAGUCCCCCGGAGGUAUCCUCAUCGACGAUGUUUUCGGUACCUCAAUGCACCACGAUAGUCCUUUCCCGUCUCCUCGUGGUGCUAUUGAGCAGUCGGGCGAAGCAGGACCCUCAAGAUCUAAUCCGGCUUCCCAAGCAGCAGGCCCUUCUGGCUAUGCUCGUCCACUUCGAUCUCGAGCCACGGCUCAUCGCAAGAUCCAGGGUGUGGAUCCCGAGAGUUUCUGGAAUGCCGAGAAAGGCCGCUACUACUGUAAUUGCGGUUCCUCUUUCUUGUUUGUUGCCACCUUUGAGUAUCAUCUCACGAUGGAGGAUGAAACAAUCAAUGAUUGCCCUCGAUGCUUCAGACGAUUCAAGACCCUCGCCGCGCUCGUCGCCCACAUGGAGGCUCGAUACUCUAAGUGUGCUUUUCGUGUGACCGCUGGCCAGAUUGAACAGGAACUCAGCGAGGUGACUCGUGGCUUUGCCCAUAUCCCGCGGAUGAUUGGUGAUGAAAUGGAGCCGGGGGAACUCGCUUUCGAUGUGAGUAGCCAGCCUGAGUACAAUCCUCCUAGGUCUUUGAAUGAAGGCAUCGCAUCUUUGAGCGCAGGUGAAGUCUCUUCGAAUCCCGAGGCCAUGUCUUCGCAUGGAGAUGACGUCUCUUCGAGCCCAGUGGCUGUCUCUUCGAAUGGGGAUGGUGUCUCUUCAAAUGCAGAGGCCGUGUCUUCUAUUGCUGAGGCCAUGGCUUCCAUUGCAGAGGCCCUGUCUUCCAACGCAAGGGUUGUCUCUCCCAUCACAGGGACCACUCCCUCAAACGUGGAGUCCUUGGUGGAUAGUCUGGAUAGACUUGUCUUUUCCGAUACCCAAGACGAGGAUGAGGAGGAAGAACUUUGA